Molecule: messenger RNA, 4254 nt
Organism: Globicephala melas (long-finned pilot whale)
Lineage: Eukaryota; Metazoa; Chordata; Mammalia; Artiodactyla; Delphinidae
Gene: GSS
Product: glutathione synthetase
Biological process (GO): glutathione biosynthetic process
Cellular component (GO): cytosol
Molecular function (GO): ATP binding; glutathione synthase activity; glutathione binding
Source: RefSeq, a predicted model, not a curated record
GCGCGUUGGAUCACAUCGAGGCCCCGCCCCCUGAAGCUCCGGUGAAGGCGCGAGGGGGCCUGAGUACAGAGAGCGGCGGGACGACGAACGAGUCGGGAUGGCCACCGGCUGGGGGAGCCUCUUGCAGGAUGAACAGCAGCUGGAGGAGCUAGCAAGGCAGGCUGUGGACCGGGCCCUGGCGGAGGGAGUGUUGCUGAGGACCUCACAAGAGCCCAGCUCCUCGGAUGUCAGCUUCAUUCUGAUGCAUAGGAUUCCAAGUGUGAAUGGAUCACAGUUUAGCUUUCCUCUACUGAUGGCUAUUCUGGUGGUGAGCUACGCCCCAUUCACACUCUUCCCCUCACUGGUCCCGAGUGCCUUGCUGGAGCAGGCCUAUGCUGUACAAAUGGACUUCAACCUGCUGGUGGAUGCUGUCAGCCAGAACGCUGCCUUUCUGGAGCAAACUCUCUCCAGCACCAUCAAAAGGGACAACUUUACUGCUCAUCUCUUUGACAUCCACAAGCAAGUCCUGAAAGAGGGCAUUGCCCAGACGGUGUUCCUGGGCCUGAAUCGCUCAGACUACAUGUUCCAGCACAACGCAGAUGGCUCUGCAGCCCUGAAACAGAUUGAAAUCAACACCAUCUCUGCCAGCUUUGGGGGCCUAGCCUCCCGGACCCCUGCUGUGCAUCGACAUGUUCUCAAUGUCCUGGGUAAGACCAAAGAAGCUGCCAAGAUCCUCUCCAAUAAUCCCAGCAAGGGAUUGGCCAUGGGGAUUGCCAAAGCCUGGGAACUCUACGGCUCAGCCAACGCUCGGGUGCUACUGAUUGCCCAAGAGAAGGAAAGGAAUAUAUUUGACCAGCGUGCCAUAGAGAAUGAGCUACUGGCCAGGAAUAUCCAUGUAAUCCGGCGAAAGUUUGAAGAUGUCUCUGAAAAGGGGUCUCUAGACCAGGACCGAAGACUGUUUAUGGACGACCAGGAAGUUGCUGUGGUUUACUUCCGGGAUGGCUACAUGCCAAGUCAUUACAGUCCACAGAACUGGGGAGCACGGCUGCUGCUGGAGAGGUCAUGUGCUGUGAAGUGCCCGGACAUUGCCACGCAGCUGGCUGGGACUAAGAAGGUGCAACAGGAGCUGAGCAGAUCAGGCAUGCUGGAGGUGUUGCUCCCCGGCCAGCCUGAGGCCGUGGCCCGCCUCCGUGCCACCUUUGCUGGCCUCUACUCACUGGACAUGGGUGAAGAAGGGGACCAGGCUAUCACUGAGGCCAUUGCUGCCCCUAGCUGCUUCGUGCUAAAGCCCCAGAGAGAGGGUGGAGGUAACAACCUAUACGGGGAGGAGAUGGUACAGGCCCUGGAGCGGCUGAAGGACAGUGAGGAGAGAGCCUCCUACAUCCUCAUGGAGAAGAUAGAACCUGAACCUUUUGGGAAUUGUCUACUACGACCUGGCAGCCCUGCCCAAGUGGUCCAAUGCAUUUCAGAGCUGGGCAUCUUCGGGGUCUAUGUCAGAGAAUCCCAACAAAAACAUGGUGUUAUCCCAAGAAGUCAGAAUCCUGGAAUGGCUGGUGGAUACAGCCCCAGCCCGGCCCCCGCCGCCCCACUUCCGGCAGGCGCUGCGCUGCUGGGGGCGCGGGCGAGGAUGGCGGCAGAGAACGAGGCCAGUCAGGAGAGCGCCCUGGGCGCCUACUCGCCGGUGGACUACAUGAGCAUCACCAGCUUCCCGAGGCUGCCGGAGGACGAGCCGGCGCCCGCGGCCCCUCUGAGGAGCCGCAAGGACGAGGACGCCUUCCUGGGAGACCCAGAUACCGACCCGGACUCCUUCCUGAAGUCAGCGCGGCUGCAGCGGCUGCCGUCGUCGUCGUCGGAGAUGGGCAGCCAGGACGGGUCGCCGUUGCGGGAGACGCGCAAAGACCCGUUCUCCGCGGCAGCGUCCGAGUGCUCCUGCCGCCAGGACGGGCUCACGGUCAUCGUCACAGCCUGCCUCACCUUUGCCACCGGUGUCACUGUGGCGCUCAUCAUGCAGAUCUACUUCGGGGACCCCCAGAUCUUUCACCAGGGCGCUGUGGUGACUGAUGCCGCCCACUGCACAUCGCUGGGCAUAGAGGUGCUCAGUAAACAGGGAUCUUCCGUGGAUGCAGCUGUGGCAGCAGCCCUGUGUUUGGGGAUCGUGGCUCCUCACAGUUCUGGCCUGGGCGGUGGGGGUGUGAUGCUGGUACAUGACAUCCGACGGAAUAAGAGCCACCUAAUUGAUUUCCGAGAGUCUGCCCCAGGGGCUCUCAGAGAAGAGGCCCUGCAGAGAUCCUGGGAGACCAAGCCCCCAUCCCUGGCUUGGGGCUCUGAGGAAUUCAGCCCAGCGCCCCCCCUUCCAGUGACCUGGUCUCCUCUCUCCCUCACCUGCCCGCCUUGCCCAGCCUGGGCUCUUGGUGGGGGUUCCCGGAAUGGUGAAGGGGCUACACGAAGCUCACCAGCUCUAUGGCAGGACCCUUCUUCCUCCCCCCAGGACCUCCUCCACCCCCUGCUCUCCGGCUCCCCCAGGCUGCCAUGGUCCCAAGUCCUCGCCUUCGCAGCAGCUGUGGCCCAAGAUGGCUUCAACAUGACCCAUGAUCUAGCCCAAGCCCUGGCUGAACAGCCGCCACCCAAUGCGUCUGAGCGCUUCCGUGAGACGUUCCUGCCCUCGGGUCACCCGCCACUACCUGGCUCACUGCUGCGACGGCCUGACCUGGCGGCGGUGCUGGAUGUGCUUGGCACCUAUGGCCCCGCUGCCUUCUAUGCCGGUGGCAACCUCACACUGGAGAUGGUGGCAGAGGCUCAGCAUGCAGGGGGUGUCAUAACUGAGGAGGACUUCAGCAACUACAGUGCCCUCUUGGAGAAGCCUGUGUGUGGCGUGUACAGAGGCCACCUGGUUCUCAGUCCCCGACCCCCACACACAGGCCCUGCCCUCAUCAGUGCUCUCAACAUCCUCGAGGGCUUCAACCUCACCAGCCUGGUAUCCCGGGAACAGGCUCUUCACUGGGUGGCAGAGACCCUGAAGAUCGCAUUAGCUCUGGCCAGCAGACUGGGAGAUCCCGUCUACGAUUCUACCAUCACUGAGAGCAUGGAUGACAUGCUCAGCAAAGUGGAGGCUGCCUACUUCCGGGGCCAGAUCAAUGACUCCCAGACAGCCCCUGUCCCGCUCCUGCCCAUCUAUGAGCUAAAUGGGGCUCCCACGGCUGCCCAGGUGCUGAUCAUGGGCCCUGACGACUUCAUUGUAGCCAUGGUCAGCUCCCUGAACCGGCCCUUUGGCAGCGGCCUCAUCACCCCCUCGGGGAUCCUGCUCAACAGCCAGAUGCUGGACUUCUCUUGGCCUAACAGGACUGCUAACCACCCUGCGCCCAGCCUGGAGAACUCGGUGCAGCCAGGGAAGCGGCCACUGUCUUUCCUGCUGCCCACUGUGGUCCGGCCAGCAGAAGGACUCUGUGGGACCUACCUUGCUCUGGGGGCCAAUGGAGCUGCCCGGGGCCUCAGCGGCCUGACCCAGGUCCUGCUGAAUGUCCUGACUUUGAACCGGAACCUGAGUGACAGCCUGGCCCGUGGCCGCCUGCACCCCGACCUGCAGACCAACCUCCUGCAGGUGGACAGUGAGUUCACAGAGGAAGAGAUUGAGUUCCUGGAAGCCAGGGGUCACCACGUGGAGAAGGUAGAUGUCUUGUCCUGGGUCCAUGGCAGCCGGAGAACCAAUAACUUCAUCAUCGGUGUGAAGGACCCUCGGAGCCCAGAUGCAGCCGGAGCUACCAUCCUGUAGAGCAGCAGGGUGGGGCGGGGGUCUCUUCUCCCCGCCUUUGCAUGUUCCUAGAGUCCCUCCUUCUCCCAGGUUUGGUCUCAGAGGGACCCCAGGGAUGCCCCAGAUCAGGGGCCAGAGGGGAUGCUUAGCAAACCCUAUCUCAGAGUAACUGGAAAAUUCUCCAUCUGGAGGCCUGUGGUGGUGGCAGUGGUGGUGAGUCAGUGUCCACGACCAGGCAGGCAGGACCUUGAGGAGUCAGACUAUCUGUCUGUCUGUCUCCUUUCCCUUAGCCAUGCAGGCUCUGAGCUUAGGGCUGUGCUUGCAAACCCUUCUCAAGGGUCCUCGCCACCCCAGCAUCUUCAGUUGGGCCUGACCUGGGCUUGUUUUCCAGCUCCCUUCUCCUGUCCCCAGUCUCAUUUCUUAAAUGACUAGGAUUUUUUUUAAUGGACCAUCCUACGGAGGGGGCGCUCCUCUCCUCCUCCCAUCAGGUUGAUUUGGGGGCCUUUCAUCUGGGGUGGGCCCAAGGU